This is a messenger RNA of Brienomyrus brachyistius, 5106 nucleotides long. It is a transcript of the gene cnnm4b, whose product is annotated as metal transporter CNNM4. NCBI's taxonomy places the organism in Eukaryota, Metazoa, Chordata, Actinopteri, Osteoglossiformes, Mormyridae. The transcript has 9 exons. The record is from RefSeq and is a predicted model, not a curated record. Bases 562 to 3075 code for a protein of 837 amino acids. Gene Ontology annotation, biological process: magnesium ion homeostasis; magnesium ion transport. Gene Ontology annotation, cellular component: plasma membrane. Gene Ontology annotation, molecular function: magnesium ion transmembrane transporter activity; sodium ion transmembrane transporter activity.
GUUCGGGGGCAACAUAGCAGUACUUGUCUGUGCUGAGCGGUCGGAUUCACCGCGUUUAUAAAAACGGGACGUUUCAAGUGAAAACACAAUGCAGGAAAAUCAGAAGCGCUAAGUAACAUUUUUAUGGUGUUAAAUAUUAAAGCAACGAAAUGACCCAGUUAGUCAGAACUGCGUGGGCUACGACCAUAGGAUACGAUCAAGAAAAAGAUACACAUUUGUAUUAAGAAUAUUUUCCGUAUGAAUUUAUUUACCAACUUGUAGAUGAUUUCAGGCCCACCCACCUCGGCGGUGACAUUUAUUUCGGAAAAAACAGCAUGAGUUAAAGUAAAAUGAGAGGCGUCUUUCCGUGAACUUUAUUUGCCUUAAAUUCACCUGAAUUAAUUUUAAUUUACAACCAGGAGACAGCGACCACCCGCCUGAUCCUCCGCAAAGGGGGCGAACGGGCUGUCAGUGACGUAUUCGGUGGGUGUUUAUAAGGGCGUGGCUAUGCCUAUAAGGGGGCGGGAUUGUGCGAAAUGAAUAGGUGACGUCAGAUCCCAGCUCGCAGAGAGUGUGACAAACAUGGCGACAGGCCGGAUUGCUCAGGGGUAUAUUCUAACUUUAUUGGUGUUUUUCUGGACUGUGGCAGCGGGACUGGCCGAGACGGCACCAGCCAGAGUUAGCGGCAGCCGGAUCCUUGGUAUGCGCCUGCAGUGGAGCAACAAGCCGGCGCUGACUACCGACGACGGGGUCAUCCAGGUAACCGAGGAGAGCAAUGUCACGCUCAGGUUUUACGGGGUGCAUAUGAACUCCGACACCUGGGAGCAGAUUAAGUUUACGGAGCGCGGAGACGGCAGAGAGCUGGAGCGCGACUCCGACAGGAACUGUACCGACUUCACCAAGGACUUCAGCAUCGAGAAGUUUAUGAACGUUAGCAAUCUGGACACCUCGGGGGUGCUGAACAUGGUCAUCAAGCCGCUCCGCAAAAGCGAGCCGCGGAAGGAGUAUGCUUUGUGCGUCAAGCAGGGUACGGAGGACAGGUGGUCCCUGCUGGGUGAGAACGACGGCAAGCUGCUGGUGGUGGAGGAGAAGAAGUCACUGCUGCCUUUGUGGUUCCAGGUGAUCCUCAUCGCCUUCCUCCUGGUGCUGUCUGGCAUGUUCAGUGGUCUCAACCUGGGGCUCAUGGCCCUAGACCCGAUGGAGCUCCGCAUCGUGCAGAACUGCGGUACAGAAAAGGAGAAGAAAUAUGCUCGUAAAAUCGAACCAAUCCGCAGGAAAGGAAACUACCUGCUCUGCUCCCUUCUGCUGGGGAAUGUGCUGGUGAACACUACACUCACCAUCCUACUGGAUGACCUGAUUGGGUCGGGCUUGGGCGCUGUGGUGGCCUCCACUAUUGGCAUUGUCAUCUUCGGCGAGAUCGUGCCCCAGGCCCUCUGCUCUCGCCAUGGCCUGGCUGUGGGCGCCAACACCAUCUUGGUUACGAAACUGUUCAUGCUGCUCACUUUCCCGCUCUCCUAUCCCGUCAGCAAACUGCUGGAUUAUGCUCUGGGCCAGGAGAUCGGGACCGUGUACAACCGGGAGAAGCUGGUGGAGAUGCUGAAAGUGACGGAGCCUUACAACGACUUGGUGAAAGAGGAACUUAACAUGAUCCAGGGCGCUCUGGAGCUGCGGACCAAGACUGUGGAGGACAUUAUGACGCCGCUAAGCAACUGCUUCAUGAUCCACAGUGAUGCCGUUCUGGACUUCAACACCAUGUCUGAGAUCAUGGAGAGCGGCUACACCCGCAUCCCAGUAUUCGAGGACGAGCGGUCCAACAUCGUGGACAUCCUCUUUGUCAAGGACCUGGCCUUCGUUGACCCAGAUGACUGCACGACCCUGAAGACCAUAACCAAGUUCUACAAUCACCCGGUCCACUUUGUUUUUCAUGAUACUAAACUAGACGCCAUGUUGGAGGAGUUCAAGAAAGGUAAAUCACACCUGGCCAUCGUGCAGAAGGUUAACAACGAGGGUGAGGGCGACCCCUUCUACGAGGUGCUGGGCCUGGUCACGCUGGAGGACGUCAUCGAGGAGAUCAUCAAGUCUGAGAUCCUGGACGAGUCUGACCUCUACACCGAUAACCGUAACAGGAAGAAGGUGACUCACAACAAAAACAAGCGCGACUUUUCGGCGUUCAAACACGAGAGCGAGUCCAAGGUGAAGAUCUCCCCCCAGCUGCUUCUGGCCGCCCAUCGCUUCCUGGCCACAGAGGUGAUCCUCUUCAGUCCGUCACAGAUCACCGAGAAAGUCCUGCUGCGUAUCCUGAAGCACCCCGACGUCAUCCAGGAGAUUAAGUUCAACGACAGCAACAAGCGCUCCCCCCACCACUACUUAUACCAGCGGGGGAAGCCUGUGGACUACUUCACCCUCAUCCUGCAGGGCCGAGUCGAGGUGGAGGCUGGUAAUGAAAACAUGAAGUUUGAAACGGGUCCCUUCUCUUAUUAUGGAGUCAUGGCUCUGAGCACUCCAGCUUUGGUGGCAUCGCUCCAUCCUCGUCACCUCUCUUUAAAGAGGUAUUCUCUGUUCUCUCGGUUUCCAGGCCCAUCCCCUCCUCUGGGAACUCCGCCCUCUCUGGAUGAGUCCCUCCCCUGGGAGCCACGCCCAGUCCCAAGCAGGCCCGCCCCCUGCUCUGGGAACCUUGUCGUGAGGGCCCCCCUCCGUUCAGAGUUUCGCUCUCCCUCCCACCUCAGCGGCCUCAAUCGCUCCGCCUCCCUCAGCUGCACAGAUCGCUCCGAGUCACAGUCAGUCAGCGGCAGCAACAACCAGCUCAACUGCAUCUCCUCGCCGCAGUACAUCCCCGACUUCAAUGUGCGAGCGCUGAGCGACCUGCAGUUUGUCAAGGUUACCCGCUGUCAGUACCAGAAUGGGUUGAUGACCUCGCGUCUGGACAGCACCCCCCAGUCCCCUGAGAGCUACCACACACGACUGGAGCCAGUCGCAGCCAUGCUGCAGGAGAGCACCGACGGCGGGCCGGACGAGACCACGUCGCUUCUGAAUGAGCAGAACUGCCAGCCCUGCCGGCAAGGCAACCUCAGCCCACACCGCGAAAACAACAUCUGACUAGGGUCACGUACGUGUGCCGGUGGGCGUGCAGGUGGCCCCCCCGCCUUCUAUACAACCCCAGCAUCCUGUCCUGCAGUCCCAGAUGUCUCAGGAAGAGGAGACAGGGCAUGGAUCCUUCUAGAAUCCUCCAUCCACUCCCAGUAGGAUGAGACCAGUGGGGCAUCGGCUGGGCAGGAUGCGCUGGUGUCACGAGGACUGGCUCCGUGGCAGGAUGGGGCGGGGGGGGUGACCUCGGGGGCUGGACCCGCAUGCUUUACCGCAACUGUACAACAGACUGCACAAAGUUUUUAUAUAAACCAUCAUAGAGGUAUAUUUUCUGUUAUAAAGGUUUAUUUUUUUAUUUUUAUUUUUGCACUCGAAUCCAUUCUGGUGUGUUUGGCCCAACUCCUCGCCACGGAAGCCUUGUCCUGCCACCCAUGCUGCCCCCCCCCCCCCGAACUCCUGACACUCGUCAUGCUAAACAGAAGCACAGCCCCUGUUCUUCCCGGACCACUGAAUGACCUGGAAGGGUUUAACCUUCAUUCAAAGUGGAGUAUCUGUGCGUUAGUGGAGAGCGCCCCCUAGUGUGCACACUGGUGACCAGAGAGCAAGCUCGGCCUUCCCACACAGCAACCAGCCGCUGCUCUCUGGGGGUUUGUGGGGCUUAUUUGGAUAAUUACAGCCUCGCGUGUGAGACUGGAGUUCGGGGUGGUCGGAUGGGUCUGAACAGGGCCUGUACGUUUAAGACACACGUGUGUAUAUGUACUUAGCAUAUUUAUUUUGCCUGGGACAUAAAUUGUAUAUUUUGCUGACAAUCUUGCAUUGUGCAUAUCUGUAAAUAAGCUGCUGCUUUCACUUUGACAUGAAUUCCCCCCCCUGCCUGUAGGACAGUGUUGCUUUAUGGCCUUUUGGGUAUUAAAUGCUGAUCUCAUGCCUUUUUAGAGGGAGGGUGUUCUGAGAGGCUGGGGUCUCUGUCUGAAAUGGCUGUUGUCGUCCCCCAGUGCAGUAUGGGGGAGUAAAGCUUUGUGUUUAUAUGGAUUUUAAAGCUUCUCUCACACUGUUACUUUCUGGAAAGGAAAUUGAGAAAUGCAUUGUGAUAUAACGGUAAGUGGCUGUUAGGGGGGGGGGGGGGGGCGGGGUGACACUGCAGGGUUUCGCUUUGCCUGACCUGCUCUCCUCUAAAUACUGUGGUUUUAAGUUUUUUGUCGUUUUUUUUUUACACUUAGACACCCUGUCCACACAGCAGCUCCGUGGAACCAGGCCCGGGUUGGUCUGUGCAUCCCAGGUGGGAGUUGGCUGAGUCCUUGCUGGUGGUGAAAUGCUAAUUAUUUAUGACUGUGUUUGUGUCGUGGUGGGUGUAGAACAUCCACGGUGUCUCCGCAUUGCUGCUGGGUGCAGGGCGAUCCCGUCUGCGCUGUGGAGUAGGACCGAUGGUAAAAGGAGACCCAAUGACCUCACAUAAACGGUUACCUGUGGAUGAUGCAGAGGGGGAGAUGCCGUGAGAAGGAAUUUCCUCAGGAGCCCAACACGUGAAGAAGCCCUUUCCUGCUCAUCUGGCAGCUUUUAACUGGCAGGGAGGUGGCAGGAUUGGGACCCCUGGCUGACCACUGUCUCUCCCACCCCCCAUGUCCUUCACAGGGCCUGUGCUUUACUUAAAAAAACAAAAAAAAAAAAAAACUAAUUUUCAAGCCAGUUCAAUCCACUCCACUCUUGUUUUUAUAUCCACUUAAAAAAAAUCUUUAAAAACAUGGAAUUCUUCUUCAAAAAGCAGCAGCUUUUUUUGUAUCAUAAAGAGAUUAUUUAAGGUUUUGGGGGCCCAUAGUGGGGCCAGGAGAUAAGUUUGGCUCCCUUUUUACCUAAAAACACUGUCAGAAAUUGUGCAAAGCUGUCUCUAUAUUCGUUGGUGUUUAGAGAAUGGGGGGGCGCCGUGGACAGGCGCUCUGCUCAUCUGCUGUCCCGUGCUUUACCUGAGAACAUGUACAUAUGCUUUUAUAAUCACUGUCUAAAGUUUCGAAGGGAAGUUCUAAAUAAAUCUGAUAUAUUUCUGUA